AUGUUUUCUCCUCGGCAGACAGAUUUUCAGAUAUGCGCAAUGGCGCACCAGCUGUGUUUACAGCGGCUCGCUGUGUUGCCUGAGGCAGUCAAGAGCAUCUCGUGCUUGGAAACGGGCGAUGUGGUUUUAUCUUCAAAGUCCAAUGUUUGGGUUUUUCCUUCCCAUGUUUGCAGCCAAGCUGCACUUCCACAGAUUGAAUGUGAGGCUACUUGCAUCCUGGCUUUGGGCUCUCAAACCAUUGCAGCGGGUGAUCAUGCAGGUCGAGUCAAAGUUUGGCACUUGCGACGCCAAACUUUGAAGGAGGUGAGGAACAUCCAUGUCCAUUUUUCUGCUAUUCGGGCCAUCAGCAGUGGUGGAGACAUUCUACUUACUGCAUCUGAUGAUGGGUCAGUGAAGCAACUUGACGUUUUGUCCAACUUUGUGCCUUCGGACUUCUUCACAACAGGAGUCCCUGCAACAAGUGUCCUCGCCCGUGGCAAGAACGUACUUGUGGGUUGUGAGGAUGGUAUAGUGUGGGAGCUCUCCCGUCGCCUAAACCACCCAACAGUAUUGCGGCGUCUAGAGUUAGGUGCUCCAGUUUUAUCCCUCGAUGCCGAUGCAGAAUUUCCAGGUGCUCGAGUGCUUGCGGCCGGUCAUGGAAGAUUUGCAGUAUGGCUUGACCUUGCGCAUGACGUAGAAGAGGUGCAACCGCCCACCCUCAGUGGCAAGUGUGGGCCAGAUGCUGUGGUGAAACUGCUUCCUGGACGGCCGCAGGACUUGUUGGUCAUCAGUGGCAGUGAUCCCCUGGAUGGUGCCUCCAUCCGCCGGCAUGCAUCUUUCGACGUGCUCAAAAGUGUCCAGACUUGCAGAGCACUUGCUCGUGAUCCUCGAUCCAACCUUUCCUUCUACUUUGUUGCUGAAGUCCUGCAGGGUGCAAACCGACAAAUGGAACUCUUCAGGAUUCUUCCAUCUGAGGUACCUUCCAAGUGUGCUAUACAGGACCUGCCUUUGCAGGAUGAACCUGACAAGGAGCUGGCAAGAGCCUCGCCAGAGGAUGAAUUCUCUUCUUUGAACGUGCCCUCCUCUCCCAAAGAUGGGGAGGAUGAUGAUGAAGCGGAAAGGAGCACUGCCGGUGGCCCCUCCAGAUCAAGAUCGCACAGGCGAGUGAAGGCGUUCCGUGAUCCGACGCAAGCGUCACUAGCGAAGAUAACAACUGAGCCACUAGGUCCAUGACAAGCUUGAUGCAAAACACCAGAGCAGGAAGAAGAAAAAAG
Messenger RNA from Cladocopium goreaui, 1253 nucleotides. The record is from the annotation of a GenBank genome assembly. Lineage: Eukaryota; Dinophyceae; Suessiales; Symbiodiniaceae.